AUGGGAGAAAGAAGUAUGAAGCAAAUAGAAAGGAGCAAGGAUGGGGUGCCUUGCUGGGAUGGGGAUGCCUCAACGUAUCAAGAAUACGCUGAGUUGGCGGCACUGUGGGAACAGUCAGUGCCGUACCACAAGAGAUACUUGUGCGGCCCGAAGCUCGUGCAGGAGCUUUCAGGCACAGCUCGCCGGUUUGUGCUCGCCAAAGACCCAACAUGGGUGAGCUUUCCCGGCGGUGUGCAGGUCCUGCUGGACCACCUGAGGCAGCAUUUGGGGCUCCCUCAGAUGUCCGAGAUGAGCGACUUCAUGGCCAAGUACUUCCGCAACAGCCGCCGGCACAAACAUGAGACCAUGAAUGACUACAUAACCAGAAAGGCUGAACUCUACUCCCGUGCAAGCUAUGCACUGGCCAGAGUUCAGCAAAGAUAUGAGCCCACCAAGUCCGCGACCAGGUCUCGUGGCUGGUCGGCAGACCAAGGAAGACUGCCACCUCACUCAAGUUCGAGGACUACCAGUGAGAUUCAUGAAGCACCAGAUCCCACAGAUCUUCCACAACCAGGUCUGAGGCCUCAGGUGCCUCAUGUGGAGGAUUGGCUCCGUGACGAUGAUGAAGAAGCACCAGGGACAGACCCCUGGGCACGAUACUCGGGCUGGCAUCACUAUGAUGACUGGAAGCACUCCGGGUAUGACUAUGGGGAUUCCUCAUGGAAGUGGCAGCCUGCAGAGCAUGCUGCCCCCAGCUCUACCAGUGAUGGCCCUUGGGGAAAAAGGGCCUUCGACCUUUUGCCAGACUUCGUGCAAGGAUGGUUCCUUCUCCAAGAUGCCAACUUGGAGACCAAUGAGAAGAACAUGAUUCUGGCAGCCAUCAAGAAUGACUUUUCGGUCCAACGAGUAGCACAAGAGUUGCGCAACCAGUGGUGUGACGCCGACCUCAAGCGUCGCGACCAGUCUCAAAGAGGCUCAGCUUGGGUGAUGGAUGAACCUGAAGUAGCUGAUGAAGACUGGGAUAGCCCAAGUUAUGCAAACUUGGUCAACAUGGGCCUCAACGAAGAAGGCCUUGCAGCUAUGGAAGCAGCUGAGGAUGAGGCCCAGGAUGCCAUGGCGGCCAUGGAAAAGAACCGGCGUACUCUUCGAGAUGCCCGAGCCCGCCAGCACUUUGUCAAGAUGAGCAGGCAGUACUACAAGAGUAGUGAACGGGUGGCUGUGUGUCCCAAGAAGCACCAAGACCAAGCGUCAGUGACCACGACGUCAGAGGCAGCACCUUUUGUCUGCUUUGCUGAUCAGACUGAGAAUGAGCAGGCCUGUGUCUCCUCAGCUUACAUCACCACCCAGCAGGCCAUGAACCAAGGAAAGGCAGUGCUGGAUGGUGGAGCAACCAAGACCUUGGCUUCAGUGACAGCCUUGGAGCGCAUCAUGGAAUUGAAUGUGAACAAGACUGGAGGCCAUGGAAUCCAGGAUGUCAAUGUGGACGACCGGCCAACCUUCGGUUUUGGCAACAGCUCAACGGAGAAGUGCAUCUCCACGGCAAACUUGGGUAUUGCCGCUGGUGGUCGACAAGGGGUACUGAGAGUGCACACAAUUGACAAAGGGGAAGGCCCCUUGCUGUUUUCCAUAGAUGCCCUGCGUAGCUUAGGUGCUGUCAUAGACUUUGAACAAGAUCUGGCGGUUUUCCGCCGUCUGGAUGCUCACCAAGUGAUCAAGUUGGAACGUUCCAAUACGGGACAUCAGCUGCUGCCCCUCACUGAGGAUUUGUUUGCUCAGGCAGUGAAGUCUGAGCGACCGGUGCCGAGCUUGAAAGAAUAUCUGAGGAUUUCGAUCAUGCCUCGACCAACCAAGGCAGAACUGAUCCUGGCCAUGGCGGAGUUGGGCGAGGUGCCUCCGAAAGUGUGGUCUCAAGUGGAGAUUGCAGCCCGCCUCGACGAGCUGCGGGCAGAACGUGGCAUGCCGCCACUCGAUGCUCCCAGCCGCGAGGAGAAAACGCCUCUCCGCAAGAUGGUGAUUGCCCUGAACCAAGCUGCCAAGCGCAAGGCCGACCUGCAGGUCUUUGCCACCCAGAGCUUGGGGUUGUCUCAGAUCUCCAACGACACCAUUCCCUUGCUGCAGAAGAAGUGCCUGCUCAAGAUCUACCAGGACACGCCAGCCUCAGGCGAGGACCCAGUGGGGUUCGGUCGCCACUCGAGCCUGACGUACCAGGAGGUUCAGGUCCACCAUCCGGACUAUGCCCGAUGGGUUCUCCAGACCAGCGAGGACGAGUGCGAUCCUCGCCUGAGCCGCCUCGCCGGCUGGCUGCAGAGCCAAAGCCAAGUCAAGGUGGAGGUGAAGACCGAGGGAUUGCCAGAGCCCAUUCCUCAGUCUCUGUUGGUAGAGAAGGGAUACCUGAAGCCUGGGAUGAUCAAGAUGAAGACCGAGGGAUCUCAGAAAUACUCCACCUCCGACAGUGUGUCAAGCUCCCAGCUGGAGCGAACGAAUAUGAUGAUCGAACAACUAGCCUGCAUGAUGGGCGAGAUGAAGGAGGAGCUCUCGGAGAUGAAGCAAGAGCGCCCCCGGAAGGAAGUGAAGGGCAGUGCCUCCACGGCGAACGGCUCUUUCAGCAUGGUCGAGCGUAGCCGACCUCAGCCACGGAACCAAGCAACUCUCGAAACCCAACCAAAGAAACUUGAAGUGGUAGAAGCUGAUGUGGGUCACUGGGUCCACCCGGAUGGAAAUCACUACCAGUUUCUGUUGCAUGUUGAUUCAGGCAGCAGGUUCAAGGUGGCAAGACAUAUCAUCACAGGUAAACGUGACCAUGUUACCGCUGCUCAGUUCAUCACCACGUUUCGGGAGUGUUGGGUUGAAUACUUUGGGAACCCCCGAACUUUAAGGGUUGAUCCUGAUGGGGCUUUUCGUAGUCAUGAGCUGUCCAGUUACUGUGAUGCCAACAACAUCUUUUUGGAUAUCAUACCAGGUGAGGCCCACUGGAAGCUGAGCCUUUGUGAACGGGGUAUCCAAGGGGUGAAAGAACUGUUGUCCAAGAUGGCUCAAGAUUUUUCCGAUGUGAGUUUUGUAGAUCUUUUGUCGGAAGCCAUUAGGGUUUUUAACUCCCGAGAACAAAUCCGGGGGUAUAGUCCAGUGCAACACCUGAUGGGAAGGGCACCUGAUGAUGAGGGCCGCUUUUUCGCAGCCCCACGAGCACUGACUGACGACCUUUGCUGUGAAGGUCCUCGAGAAGAAAAUGUCCGAAGCCAUCAACUGAGACAGCAGGCAGAAAUGCGAUUCAUCGAGUGGACAGGACAGCAAAGACUGUCCAGAGCCCAGAACUCCAAAGCCAAAGUCCGACCGAUUUACCAUCCAGGUGAUUUAGUCUACAUCUGGAGACGUCAAGUUCCACUGAAAGAGGCAAAGAACAAGCAUGGCACAGGCCGGUUCAUUGGCCCAGCUCGGAUUUUGGCCACAGAAAGAGAGCGAGAUGCAGAUGGAGCACUGAAAACUGGGAGCUCCAUUUGGCUGGUGAGAGGACGGAGACUGCUGAAAUGUUGUGUGGAGCAACUGAGACAUGCAUCCCAACGGGAACACCUUCUACAAGAACUGUAUGACGCAGAGCCUCAACCAUGGGAUUUUCCCAGGGUAGCCAAAGAGCUUGGGGGCAAUGACUAUGAUGAUCUCACCGAGGAACCACCCACUCCGGAAGAGCUUCGGAGAGCAGCAGAUCCUGAUCAAGAAGUGCAGCCAAGCAAGAGAUUGCGACAGAAAUCAAGACCACCACCAGGGCAGGAAGUGACUCCAGCCCAAGCAACACCAGACCUUACCACCGGAAGCAGUAGCAGCUCACGACCAGGCCGUAGCCGAAGUAGAGUGGAACGGUCUGGCCCCAGCGCACAGGCCAGUUUUGUGGAAGGAGCUCACUGGACCGAAUUGGUACAUGACACAUUUCCUGCAGAACCGGAGGUCUCAGGUUUUUGGACUGAGCCAACUGCAGCUGUGAGUGUCUCCAUUGAGAUGCCGAACACCAAGUCACAAACAGAAAAGAUCCUGAAGGACCUUCCGGCUUACUUCAACAAUACUCUGAAGAAGCGUGCAGCAGUGGAAGUGAGUGAGAAGUAUCUGACACCAGCAGAGCAAGAGGAGUUUCGAACCGCAAAAGGGAUUGAGGUGUCCAACUUUCUGGCGGCAAAGGCGUUUGAAGCCUUACCAGAUCACUUGAAGGUAGAUCGGACAAGAGCUGUUCGUAUGAGGUGGAUACUGACUUGGAAACAAAAGGAAGACGGCACCAGAAAAGCAAAGGCAAGAGCCGUCUUGCUGGGAUACAUGGACCCGCUGUACGAGCACAGGUCAACCGCUUCUCCAACCACUACACGCCAGACUCGACAAAUGCAACUGGCCAUAGCAGCAGCAUUGGGUUUCACGACAGAAAAAGGAGAUGUCACUGGCGCCUUCCUUCAAUCACGGCCAUAUCCAGCUGAACUCACUUGCGUGCCAUGCGAGGAGAUUUGUGUCGCCAUGGGCCUAGAGCCAAAUUCAGUAGUUCGGGUCAAAAAGGAGACAUGCGCUGCCAUCCGAAGUGAAUUCAAGUGGUCUGACUGGGAACAUGGUAAGUAUACUCAGUGUGGGGUCCUGGUAGAGGAACACUCUGAUGGAACUUACUCCUUGUCUCAGGAGUCAUACAUAGAUGAUCUUAGGUACAUCAACUUGCGUGCGCAUCGAAGGAAAGAAAAAGGCGCGCCAACUGAUGCCUUGGAACAAUCACAAUUGCGAACACUCUUGGGUGGCUUGAGUUGGGUAGCACAGCAAACAGCACCGCAUUUGGCGGCAGAAGUAGGCUUACUGCUCUCUGAGGUAAACCACAGUAGUGUAGACACCAUCAACCGUGCGAAUCGUUUGUUGGACCAAGCAAAGGGCAUGAAAGACCACAAAGUCCGAAUCCAUAAGAUUCCACUGGACAAAAUGAUGGUGUGCGCCUGGUGUGAUGCCGCAGCACACAACAGGCCAGAGAACAGAGAGAAGUGA
Molecule: messenger RNA, 4977 nt
Organism: Cladocopium goreaui
Lineage: Eukaryota; Dinophyceae; Suessiales; Symbiodiniaceae
Source: the annotation of a GenBank genome assembly